AUGAAACGCCUAGCUACCUUAGCCAAGCUGUCAGUGAGGAAACCUCACACAUCCCAACUGACACAAGCAGGAAACUAUGAAUGUUUCAGCCAGUAUCAAAAGUAUGCAGGGAUGCAGCUGAUCAAAAAGCUCAAAAUAAAGUCGGGAAGCACUGUUCUUGACCUGGGAUGUGGUACAGGCUCACUUGCAAAGGUACUGUCAACACAAGUUGGGGCUAAUGGAAGAGUGAUCGCUGUUGACCCAGAUGAGGAGCGAUUGGAGAUUGCAGUGCAAAAAUACUCAUCUGCAAAUAUCGAAUUUAUUAAAGCCAAUGACAAAAGUUUUCCACUUGGAAAUUACGAUGUUGUGUUCUGCAAUGAUAGCAUACAGUGGAUCAGAGAUAAGGAAGGACUGUACAGACGUGUGUAUCAAAAUCUUUUACCUGGUGGCUGCUUUGCAAUCUCAACUCCUGACACUAGCUUCCCGAUUCCACACAUAGGGAAAAAGUUGUUUGACAAUCUGCUUAGCCCAGGUUUUCUUCCCCGAAUGAACAAGCAAGUCAUGACCUACCUCAGUGCCAAUGACUACAAGCACAUGGCAGAUAAUACCGGGUUCCAGAUUACCUCCAUGACAUCGGAGAACAUUGCACUGUAUUGGACAGACCUUGACCACUAUAUCGAUGCAAUGUACGGCUGGUUUGGAGGAGAAUUUGACCCGUCUCAGCUUCAUGAAAAUGCUCUUAACCAGCUAAGAAAGGAAAGUGGUUAUGCCCCAAUCAGUUUACCUGAGCCUAUAAAGAAACUGGAGUUUGUUCUAAGUAAAUUUCUAGAUCUAGUCUAA
Messenger RNA from Halichondria panicea, 819 nucleotides. Its product is annotated as demethylmenaquinone methyltransferase-like. Bases 1 to 819 code for a protein of 272 amino acids. The transcript has a single exon. NCBI's taxonomy places the organism in Eukaryota, Metazoa, Porifera, Demospongiae, Suberitida, Halichondriidae. The record is from RefSeq and is a predicted model, not a curated record.